CCUCUUCUACCCUCUUGCUCAUCUACAUCUACUUCAUCAAUAUCAUCCUCUUGCAUCUUGCAAUCGACUUGCUCCACCAGCCCCAACACUAUGGCGAGCGCGUGGAACGCCUGGCCCACGCCGCCCCUAUCCCGCAGUCCGAGCAAGUACUGUCCUAUGGCACCUCUCGCGACCUCUCCAGUCGACCGAUCAGGCGUCCUCUCCGCGCGUUUCGCCACCACUCCUCCUCCGGAUCGUGACCUCCCCAUCCUCCCCCCAGAGAUCCUGCGGCGCAUCGUACGCGCUGCGCUGGCCCUCGCCCCGAGCAUCCCCGAUCCUAUCCCACUCGAGUUCCCACCGCGCUCCGCGCUGCCGUCGACCGUGCCUUCCGCCCUCCCAAGCCCAGGGUUGCCCUCCAUCUCGUCCCCCUCCUCAUUCCCUUUCCACCCUUCACACCCACAGUACACGAACGUCAUCAAUGCUAUCGAUGACAACGACCGCCAGCUUCCCGUUGAAUGGGACGCGUUCGCCGGGCGCGCCGCACGCCGCCAGCUUGAACGGCGCGUCGCCCUCCGCGCGGACGUCGCGCGUACUGCCCGCUCCAUGAUUGGCGUGUGCCGCGCCUGGAAGGCUCUCGUCACGAAGUACUUAUACACCGAGCCAGUUGUCACAGCCGAUAACAUAGCAGCACUCGCCCGCGCCGUCGUAAACGGCGAUCGCAAGUGGAGCGACAUCAACCUCCACCCGCACUCAUAUCCUGGACGAUGGUUGACCGUGCUCGACCUCUCAAACUUGGGCGGCGGAUCGUAUCUUGGCGCGGAUCCACUCACUAUCAGUGGCGCCCUUGGCGCACUGCUCGAUCUCACUCCGGCACUCACCCACCUCCGCCUCCCACCGGCAGGGUGUGGGGUGCGCCUCACGGAUCUCCGCCACGCCGCGUGUAUCCGACGCCUCCGAGCACUUGAGGGCGUACACCUUGCAGGCCGAAAGGCGGAGGACGAUGCUAUUAGUUUGCUCCGAGUGACGCGCUCUCUCGAGCUCCUCGGACUGGUGUGGGUUGCGUCGGCGCUCGAGCCGGACGAAGAGCUCGAGCUGGAGGACCUUCCGGGCCCUCCAAGCCUUGCAGCUCUCCACACCCUAACCAUUGUGGCUGGCGAAGCUGGUCCUCUUCUCGCUGCCCUCACCCGUGCCGAGCUUCCACGUCUCACACGUCUUGUCAUGUCCCCUUACGACGAGGGGCUGAAGAUGUGGGAGGACGAUGCGCUGCGUGGCGGCCCGCGUGCUCUGCAGCUGGCGCACGGACGCAAGAUCCGCUCCCUCACCUAUGUCGCGACGCCCGGCUGGCCACACCGCGACACCCUUCCAACAGACGACACGCUUACGCUCCACCCCUCUCUUGCCCAUGUCCACUUGGCGCUCCCACAUGCAGUGCUGCACGAUGCGCCCGACCUGGCGCGCACCUUCGCCGACCCGUUCCACCCUCUCACCGUGGUGACCCUGCCGCGCUGGCCACGGGUUUCGCGCCCUGACGCGAGCACCAGUCCGUCUGCGCAUCAUGCCGUCCCAGGCGGCCAAGGUGACUGGCCGCCCGGCAAUCCGUUCCUCGCGACCUUGUUGUCACGACGCAGCCGCAUCCGCACCGUCCGGAUCGAUGGUUUCACCUGGGUCUCGCCGAGUCUGGGACGAUGGGCCGCCGAGAGCGGCGACAGCGGAAUGAUGCGUCGCUGGGCAGUUGCUAUGGCGCGCAAGGGCGUCGAGCUGCGCGACAUGGACGGCGGUGUGCCGCCCGUUAUUGAGCGGGGCCGCCAGCGGUCGUUUGAAGGCGCCGGGAUCAGCGCGAUUCGGCGGAGCAUUGACCAGGGCCGCCGGCCGAGCUUUGCGCGGCGCGGCUCAGACAGCGACGGAGGGUAGGCGCUUGCACACUAUUCAUCAACUUUGUCACCUUGUCAUACUAGUACAACAUUAUUAUAUACGCUUUGACGCCCACUACUCAUGCAUUAUCGGACAUGGAUUCG
This is a messenger RNA of Cutaneotrichosporon oleaginosum, 1994 nucleotides long. RefSeq lists its product as uncharacterized. The record is from RefSeq and is a predicted model, not a curated record. NCBI's taxonomy places the organism in Eukaryota, Fungi, Basidiomycota, Tremellomycetes, Trichosporonales, Trichosporonaceae.